This is a messenger RNA of Laccaria bicolor S238N-H82, 177 nucleotides long. RefSeq lists its product as uncharacterized. The coding region runs from base 1 to 177 and encodes 58 amino acids. Lineage: Eukaryota; Fungi; Basidiomycota; Agaricomycetes; Agaricales; Hydnangiaceae. The record is from RefSeq and is a predicted model, not a curated record. The transcript has a single exon.
AUGCUUUUGACCUCCCCCGAUUGGCGCCUUCAGCUUUCCUGCGUUGAUAGACGAGUACAUCAUUCACAUCCCCCAAUUUCCAAACAACAUCGUCAUCCUCUUCUCCCUCCACCAACAUCGGCUACUCAUUCAUCUGCCCUCCCACUUCACCUUCGGCCUCCCUGCAUCUCCGACUAA